CUCAUAUUGAUAAGAGAUGUGUUCCACUGAUUCUCUACCUGUCUUGAAGUGUGUUUGAGUGGCGCUGCUGGAUGGGACCAUGGGGCACUCUUUGCCCGGUGUGCUGUCGUUAUUCUUGCUGAAUACACUCCUCUCCUGUGGACACACUGAAUAUGCUGAGCUGACCUUUGAACCCAACUCAACCACUCUAUAUUCUGGGGAGCACGUUAAUUUCACGUGUCACAUGAGAGAAGCAAAUGUCAGUGAGUGGUAUUAUGAAUUCAAGUGGAACGACAAACCACUCGUCUCCAUCCCUUCAACUAACGUCCUCAGGAUUCCAGAGCUAACGCCAGACAGGAACGGGGAUUAUCAGUGCAUUGCUCACCAUAACAGCUCAGAAGAGAACAAAUGGAGCAAUAGGGCCACUCUUUCUGUAUCAGCACACAAACCCAGAGCCACAGUGAGAGCAUCCAGGACGUCCAUACCAGUGGCCGGCACUCUGACUCUGACCUGUUCUGUUGAGGAGUCUGCGGGUUGGAGCUACGACUGGUUCACAUGUUCCCCAGACGAUGAUGAAACCGCCAUCCCAACAAAUCAUGUGCAAAACUCUAUCAGCAUCUCACACGGAGGCAUCUACUGGUGCAGGGGAAGAAGGACUAACUCAGAUUUCUUCUCAGAGAAGAGUCACGUGCAUCACAUCGACAAAACCUUGUCCAACAGAAGCUUUGUCAUGCUGCAACACAACUGGACUCAGAUAUUCAGCGGUGAGAUGAUCUCUGUCAGGUGUGAGAUCCAGGGAGGAGGAGACACCCAGUGGGAAUAUGAAUGGAGGACAACAAGCUCCCACCAACCAGUCACUGGUACAAACACAGCUCCCACACACAGUGAAUACAGGCUGGGCACUGCCUCUGUUUUCCACAGUGGAGAGUACUGGUGUAAGGCCAGAGCGGACUUGUAUUCCUCAACAGAGUGGAGUGACGCCUUCCAGCUGAGAGUAACACCAAAUAAACCCAGGCCCAGGCUGACUGCCGAUAACACAACCAUAACAGGAAAGGGAAGCAUAGCACUGAUCUGCUCUGUGGAUAACGCGGCUGAGUGGAGAUACGACUGGUUCAGAAGAACCUCAGCCUCCUCUGCAGCUCAGAUCUUAAGAUAUAAUGAAACAGAUGAUGAAAUCAGCAUCUCAGAGGAAGGCAUCUACAACUGCAGAGGAAGGAGAGGAGACACAACUUUCUUCACAGAGGACAGCAACCUAGUCACAAUAGAGAACAGCGUUUCCCACAAGGCGUCUGUGGCCCUGCAACCUGACUGGUCUCUGAUAUUCAGCGGUGAGAUGAUCACUGUCCGGUGUGAGGUCCCUGCAGAUGUACUGACUGAGUGGGAGUAUGAAUGGACCAAACCCAACUCAAAUACGGUUCCAACACACAAUGAAUACAGGAUUGUCAGUGCGUCCUCGUCCGACAGUGGAAGCUACAGGUGUUUGGCUAAAGACAAGAAGAACUUGAAUUCCACAACCGAGUGGAGCGAUGACGUCACAUUAACAGUUUCUGAAAGACCAGCGGCUGUCCUGAGUGCUGACCACAGAGCCUUUCCAGUAGGGGGCAGUGUGCUCCUGACCUGCUCCGUGGGCCCAUCAUCACCUGGCUGGAAUUAUUAUUGGUACAGAGGUGAGAGAACCUCGGAGUCCCUGACGGAUGAGGAUUUCAAGUCAAAUGGACAAAGUGCUAGUGCCUCACGUGAAGGACUGUACUGGUGCAGAGGAGGAAGAGGAGAUCCAGUUUACUACACAGAGUACAGUAACUCAGUCAGUAUUCAUGAAAUUGUCCACAACAGAGCUGCUGUGACUCUUCAAUCCAACUGGCCGAACAGAUACAGCGGAGAAACCGUCACACUUAGGUGUGAGAUCCAGGGAGGAGACUCUGAGUGGGAGUAUGAAUGGACAGCAACCAGCUCACAUACACCUCCCAACACAAAUGAAUUCAGGAUUAGUCUGGGGUCACAUUUGAGCGGCAGUUACUGGUGUCAGGGCCGACUGAAAGGUGCACGGCAUAAUUCAACAGGAUGGAGUGUUCCCCUCACGUUGUCUAACGUUUCAGCGGCUGCACCACAACCUGUCUUCACUGUGUCUCCGUCAUGGCUGACUCCUGGAGCCUCAGUGACUCUCAUCUGUGGGGUUCAACAUCCGACUGCAGGAUGGAGGUUCUACUGGUACAGAGUUGACCUGAGUAGUUCGUAUCAAGUCCCCGGCCGUAUCAAGUCCCCAGAUGUUCAACAUAGAGUGAAAUCUCGAUAUAGGGGAUCUCACUCUAUGUUGAAAUUUAGAUAUCCGGGAGCUAUUGGAUUUAUGCACAGACGUAAGAGAUCUAUGCACAUUCCUGACGAGUACCGUUAUGAGCUGCUCCCAGGAAGCAACGGAGGGACUGAACAAAACUCCUCCGUCAUCCAAGGCCAGACGAAGUCAGCAGGUUAUGCAUGUCGAGCUGGAAGAGGAGACCCCGUGUUUUACACUGAGUACAGUAAACCAAAGUGGGUCUGGUCUGGAGAUUCCUAUUCGUCAGUGUCUCUCACAGUGAGUCCGGACAGAGUGCAGCACUACUUUGGUGACAAGAUCCGUCUGACCUGCGAGGGAAACUCUGAUAAACAGAGAUUGUGGAGGUUUUCUAGAGACGAAGUAGGAUUGUUAAAGUACAGCUCUCAGGAGACAACCUCAAGGUCCACAUGGUCCAUGGAAAGUCUUCCUCAUGGAGUUUUCUGGUGUGAAUCUGGAUCAGAGCUCAGCAACGCAGUCAACAUCACUUCAGAUUCACGUCGUGUUAUCCUGGAGAGCCCUGUCCAUCCUGUGACUGGGGGACAGUCCGUUACUCUCAACUGCUCAUCGUUCAGAAGAAACCUCUAUUCCAGCUUCUCUUUCUACAAAAAUGGUGAACUCCUCCGAAGUGAUGUCAGAGGGAAACUGGAAAUCUCAGCUGUGUCAAAGUCAGAUGAAGGUUUCUACAAGUGUGGAUAUUCAGGAGACUUCUCAGAGGAGAGUUGGAUGUCAGUAAAAUAUUCAGAUCGUGUUAUCCUGGAGAGCCCUGUCCAUCCUGUGACUGGGGGACAGUGUGUUACUCUCGGCUGCUCAUGGUUUGGAAGAACACACCUCAAUUCCAGCUUCUCUUUCUACAAAAAUGGUGAACUCCUCCAAAGUGAUGUCACAGGGAAACUGGAAAUCUCAGCUGUGUCAAAGUCAGAUGAAGGUUUCUACAAGUGUGGAUAUUCAGGAUACUUCUCACCGGAGAGUUGGAUGUCAGUAAAAUAUUCAGAUCGUGUUAUCCUGGAGAGCCCUGUCCAUCCUGUGACUGGGGGACAGUCCGUUACUCUCGGCUGCUCAUGGUUUGGAAGAACACACCUCAAUUUCAGCUUCUCUUUCUACAAAAAUGGUGAACUCCUCCGAAGUGAUGUCACAGGGAAACUGGAAAUCUCAGCUGUGUCAAAGUCAGAUGAAGGUUUCUACAAGUGUGGAUAUUCAGGAUACUUCUCACCGGAGAGUUGGAUGUCAGUAAAAUCACCUCCCUCUACGUCUCCUGUGCCGCUGCUCAUUGGGCUGGUUGGUGGCAUCACACUGAUUCUCUUACUCUCGCUGCUACUGUUGUGUUGGUACAGGAAUUCAAAGAAUCUGUGUUGUGACAGGCUCAGCCAGUCUCUGAGAACCAAUCAGAGCUCAGACCUAACUGUCCACCACGACGAAAACCAACUGCAAGUGUAUUCGUCUCUUCUCCACGGUGACAACUGCAUCUAUGAAUCAAUCAGAGGAGACAGGGAGGAAGGAACUCAAGGUGAUCCAGAGGAGGGCUCUGACUACGUUAAUGAAAAUCCACAUUCAGCUUCAGAUCUGUGUUGUGACAGGCUCAGCCAGUCUCUGAGAACCAAUCAGAGCUCAGACCCAACUGUCCACCAUCAUGAAAACCAACUGCAAGUGUCCUCGUCUCUGCUCCACGGUGACAACUGCAUCUAUGAAUCAAUCAGAGGAGACACGGAGGAAGGAACUCAAGGUGAUCCAGAGGAGGGCUCUGACUACGUUAAUGAAAAUCCACAUUCAGCUUCAGGACCACUAUGAAUGGUGCAUCCUCGAGAAAACAAGAACAUGAAAAUCAACAUUCAUCCUUAAACACCUUCACAUAUUAGACUCACCAGUUUUGUAACAGCUCCUUGGAAAGAACGACAUGAUCUGGAUUGAAUUUCAGUAUAAAUGAAAAAAGAAAUGCUGUGAUAUUUGCUUUAGUGUUUACGUUCAAUAUUUCAAUUGGCUGAUAUGGGCCUUUUAAGAUAUGCGCCGAUAUGAAAAGGUUUAUUUUACAGGAUAAACAAUGUGCAUUAUGAUUAUAUUUUACAUUGAACAUUUUUUUAUCUUAAUUCAAGUUCUAUAUAUUCUGUCGUAUUUGUGUUUUCUUUCAAUUUAUCUUUAUUUCUUUAAAAAAUAUUGUUUUACUUAAGCUUUAUUGCCAAUUUUAUAUAUAAGUGAUAGUUUUUUGCUCCUUGAUAUCGGUAUCGGCAUUGGCCCCUAAAAAAAGCUUAUUCUGUAUAUUUUUGCCGCAGUCAUGCAACAAAAGUUUGAAUGCAACCUGUGAUGUUUUCCAUUCGUACGUAUAUAUAUGUCUUUGUUAUUAUUCACCAAUGACUCAAUAGAGGACGAUGUCAGAAAGGACAUCGUCUGGCUGUGUGUUAUGUUCCAUAUACAGUCUGUGGUUAUGUGUGAUUAUUUCCAUGGCUCGUAAUUCUCUGUUUGAUGAAUACACUCGUCUGCAGACAGUUUAGCUUUUUGUUUUGAAAUGUGAUGAACUGUAACAGAUAAUAAUUCAAAUACAUAAUUGAAUGUGUUCUUUCUUUUAUCUUUAUUAAACUGUGAAAUCCCA
Molecule: messenger RNA, 4871 nt
Organism: Hippoglossus stenolepis (Pacific halibut)
Lineage: Eukaryota; Metazoa; Chordata; Actinopteri; Pleuronectiformes; Pleuronectidae
Product: basement membrane-specific heparan sulfate proteoglycan core protein
Exons: 24
Coding region: 80-4075 (1331 amino acids)
Biological process (GO): cell surface receptor signaling pathway
Molecular function (GO): transmembrane signaling receptor activity
Source: RefSeq, a predicted model, not a curated record